Molecule: messenger RNA, 795 nt
Organism: Aspergillus homomorphus CBS 101889
Lineage: Eukaryota; Fungi; Ascomycota; Eurotiomycetes; Eurotiales; Aspergillaceae
Product: ankyrin repeat domain-containing protein
Exons: 2
Coding region: 1-795 (264 amino acids)
Molecular function (GO): protein binding
Source: RefSeq, a predicted model, not a curated record
AUGGUACCCAUUGACGCUUUUGUAGACGCCUUCCAUGAUGCCUGUUUUGAGGGAAACUUAUCGGAAACCCAAAAAGCCCUCGCGAGCGGGCGGCUCAGCACCGAGGACCUCGACGAGGCACUCAACCUCGCCAGCGGUGAGGCGCACCCGGACAUCGUGGCCGCUCUUUUCGACGCCGGUGCUAGAGUCACGGCCAAUUCGGUGAGCUUCCUCACUGGAAAAGAUGGUCAGCAGCACCCGAGCAUUGCCCGUUGCUAUCUCAAUCAUGGUUUGGAUCCCAACAGUAACGUCUCCAACGGCGAGCCUCUUCUACGCUUCAUGAGGAAUACCGCCUGUGUUCACGCAUUACUCUCGCGAGGCGCGGAUCCCAACCGUUGUGGUCCGAAGGGGGGGACUCCCCUCGCCUGCGCUCUGGAAUACGUCUGCGAAGACACCUCCCUCUUCGGCCUGCUUGUCGAAUACGGGGCGAAGUUGGAGUCCAAUCUUCUCUUUGAGGCCAUCCGUCCGCGUGGGGAAGGGAUAUUCAAGACUCGGUUCCUUCUUAGUAAGGGGCUUGAUCCCAAUACUACCUCCGCGGAGUGGGGCACGCCUUUGCAUCGUGCUGCCUAUCUCGCAAAGGAGGAAGUGGUGAAGUUACUGCUAGAGGCUGGAGCUGAUUCCACGGCGCGAGCGAAUUGCAGGCAAUUCAAAAAUCAAAGCCUCUCGGAAGUCGCCGGGGAGAGACUGCAGAGGGACCCCGAUUUGCAGGCUCCGCUUCAGACCAUACUCAAGCUCCUCGGGUCUUACCAGGGGUAA